Molecule: messenger RNA, 1850 nt
Organism: Seminavis robusta
Lineage: Eukaryota; Bacillariophyta; Bacillariophyceae; Naviculales; Naviculaceae
Source: the annotation of a GenBank genome assembly
GAACAAUGACCGAAUGAACGAACGAACGAAAGAAAGAUCCCACAAGCUGACAAUCUGUCCCGAAAGCUGGAAGAGAGACAUUAAAAGAGAAGAAGAAGAAAAUGAGAUUGGCACCAUGGGCUACCCUUGGGGUAGCUGCUAUCUUUGGCAGCACCCAUGCCUUUUUGACGCCCGUGCAAAUUCCCUCUAAAACCAAACUGUCCACACGUGGUGGGGAUGACGACUUUGGCGAUGUCUCGCUCUGGAGAAUUGAAAAAGUGGACAAGGUAUUUGGAGACAAUGCCGAUGACGACGACGUUGUACCGUCAUAUCCCAACCCCCUCUCCCAAAAAGCUCGCAUUCCAUCGUCCUGGUUUGUCGAUGAAGAUGACGCGGUUGCUGCCAAGGUCAAUGUGGAUGUGCAUCAGACUUGCAUUAUUGAUGAAGAGGCCGCCGCUCCGGCAUUUAUGCUAGCGGGUCCACGCAUGGAAAUUGCCUUUGAUCCGGAAGUCUCACGCGCCGCCAUUGUGACAUGUGGUGGACUCUGUCCUGGACUGAAUACGGUGGUGCGAGAAGUGGUAAUGUGCUUGCGACGACAAUACGGUGUCGAAAACGUCUAUGGAGUCCCCGAGGGAUACCGAGGCUUUCAAAGCCCCGAGGAUUGGCGACCACUGGAUGAAACCGUGGUGGCAAAUUUUCACAACUUGGGAGGAUCCGUGUUGGGAUCCUCGCGUGGUGGAUACGACACCAAGGCCAUUGUCGACUCGUUGGCCGCACAGAAUAUCAAUAUGCUUUUUGUCAUUGGAGGAGAUGGUACGCUACGAGGUGCUGCCAAAAUUGCCGAAGAAGUCAAAAAGCGAGGACUUCAAAUUUCCGUGGCCGUCAUUCCCAAGACGAUCGACAAUGACAUUCCGCUUGUGGAUCGCACCUUUGGAUUCGAAACUGCCGUCGAAGCGGCACGGGAUGCCAUUAAUGUGGCCAAUGUCGAAGCGGAGGGGUUCCCUCUGGGCCUUGGUGUUGUCAAAGUCAUGGGUCGAAAUUCUGGAUUCAUUGCCAUGCAUGCCGCACUGGGGUCGCGAGUGGUGGAUCUGUGUUUGGUGCCCGAGGUGGACUUUUACUUGGAUGGCCCUGGUGGCAUUGUCGAUCAUUUGGCGGCACGGUUGUUGGAAAAUAACAAGGCCGUCGUGGUGGUGGCAGAAGGUGCCGGACAAGAUUUGAUUGCCGCCGAACAAGAGGAAGAAGGAGAACAAGUAACAGAUCUCUCGGGUAAUGUCAUGCUCGAAGACAUUGGCCGUUGGUUGGCGGACAAGCUCAAGACGCGUUUGGGGGACAAGCUCCAAAACCAGACCAAACAUGGUGACUCUGUCAGUAUCAAAUACAUUGAUCCCAGUUAUAUGGUGCGGGGUGUUCCACCCAAUACGGCAGAUAACGUGUACUGCACCCAUUUGGCACACAAUGCCGUCCACGGAGCUUUUGCUGGCCUGACUUCGUUUGUGGUGGGUUCUGUCAACACCCGAGAAUGCUUUGUCCCCACAAGGGUGCUGGUGAACAAGCGCAAUGUGAUUGACACGGAGCAUCAGAGUCUUUGGGAAUAUGUGGUCUUUGACACUGGCCAGCCUUGUUUCCAGACUGAAAGUGAUGACGUUGACCGGCGGAAGGACAUCACCAUUAGCGCCUCGGGUGGUGUGGUUCUAGAGCUAGAAUAAGAUUUGCGUAUAUAUUUAUAGUAGCCGCCUUUAGAAUAGACGAUCUACAAGUCAGUUCUAUCUAAGUCGUCUAGAACCCUGACACCGACCCUGUGUCCAACAAAAUGUUGCAAAGCUACCUCCGGUAUUCCUGAAGUAAUGUUUCUCCAUCAACUUGAGCUUCAG